UUGGGCCAUGUGGGCGGAUCCUGGCAGUGUGACUGGGCGUGCGUGUUGGAGCCUGAUCGUGUGGGCGUGGCACGGAGGAACCCUGCCCCUGUGUGGGCGGGGCCUGCGUUUUGCCCGGUUGGUUUGGCAGGUCCCAGGGGAGCCCGCCCCCCGAGUGGCCGCCCAAGGGUGGCAUGGGCACUCGAUGGGGUCUGGGCAGAAAGCCGUGCUCCCCUCACCUCCCUGCCUCUGGUCGUCUGCAGACGGACUGGACUGAGCCCUGGCUCAUGGGGCUGGCUACCUUCCAUGCGCUCUGCCUGCUCCUCACCUGCUUGUCCUCCCGGAGCUACAGACUACAGAUUGGGCACUUUCUGUGUCUAGUCAUCUUAGUCUACUGUGCCGAAUACAUCAAUGAGGCAGCUGCAAUGAACUGGAGAUUAUUUUCAAAAUACCAGUAUUUCGACUCCAGGGGGAUGUUCAUUUCUAUAGUAUUUUCAGCCCCGCUGCUGGUGAAUGCCAUGAUCAUUGUGAUUAUGUGGGUAUGGAAGACUCUGAAUGUGAUGACUGACCUGAAGAAUGUACAAGAGAGAAGAAAGGAGAAGAAAAGGAGAAGGAAAGAAGACUGAGGGGCAGCAGCUGCUUGGAGUUUGUGUCCUUCCCGUCCACCCUGGCUGCUCCCAGUGCUACAGUGCACAUGGCGUGGGCAUCCUUCCAGCUGACUCUGUGGUUUGAAAAACUGUUGUUUUAUUUAAAUAUCCACAGUGGUAGGCACACACUGAAGUCGGCUUUUCAGCCAGCACUGAAUGUAUCCAUCAGGACAUGCAUCUUCAGGCGCCUGAUCUUUGUAGUCAGGCUGUGGGAAUGGUCUCUGCAGAGCUUCAUAACUGGGAGUUUGAUUUGAAGAAGUCCAUGUCAUAUGUGUAACUAGUACUAAUUAUAAAUAUAAAAUACACAAUAUAAAAUACGAAAUUCAAAAAUAAACCGUGCUACCCUGUGCAUGGGCACCGUCCCCGCCUCCACGUGCUGUGUUUUCUAGCGUAUGCCAUGGUUCACAGUGAGGGUGUUUUCACCUUCCAGGAAAUGGAGCAAAAUUUGGAGACAGUUGGUUGUCACUGGAGGGGGUGGUGGUGCUGGCUUCUGUGGAUCCCAGGGGUGAUGCAGAAAAUCCCGUAUCCCUGGGUCAGCUGCACCACAGACAAUGACUUGACAUGAAAUGUCAGCAGCGGUGGGGCGGAGAGACCUUGGAAGGAAGCUCUUGGAAAAUACGUUGUAUCUCAGUUUGAUGAACCCAUUCUCAAGAGGCUAGGCCCUAACAAAGUUAUGGGCUGCUUUACUGAAAACAGAAUGGAAGCCCUGAAGUCAGCACUCCAUGGAGAAGCAUGUCUUUCCUAAUGUCCUGGUGUUCUGUGGAUUUAGGUGCUUGAGAACACAAUGCUCCCAGUUCUGUUAGGACAGGCAUACCGUCACUUUGCAAUAUGCACUUUGUAAAACAGCUCCUACCCAGUGGCUCUUGGUUCCUGACAAAUCUGGACCUGUGGUUUAAGAAUGAAAGGUGGUUGGAGACCCAGAUAUUUAAAAAUAGGUGUUCAAUAAGGGAAUACUCACUGUGCAUUGUAUCUGAUAGCAUGCCUAAUUGUGCAUUUCUGAAAGUUACUGAUUCAAAAUGUAAUUGGCACAGUUAUCUUUGAGUAGACAAGCCUGGGAAGAGAAUGUUGAGGUGUGGAGGUGACCAGCCAAGUUCGUGCCCCUCUCAGGCCUUUGUGGCUGAGAGGUGGGACAGAAAGAUGAUUAAGGUGAUGUGUCCUCCUUCCCCGGCAUUGUCCAGGGCCACUGUGUAGAUACUUGACUUCACUGACAGAAAACAAACCUGGGAGUUUCUAGAGACUAUGCAUUUUUAGUAUAACAUUUUCACCCUCUGACACGGUUUGGCUCUUGUGUCCCCAUCCAAAUCUCACCUCAAAUCGUAAUCCCCAUGUGUCAAGGGAGGGAGCUGAUGGGAGGUGAUUGGAUCAUGGGAGUGGUUUCCCCCGUGCUGUUCUCGUGAUAGAGAGGGAGUUCUCACAAGAUCUGAUGGUUUUAAAGAUGGCAGGUUCCCCUGCUGUCACUCCCUCCUGCCGCCUUGUGAAGAAGGUGCUUGCUUCUCCCUCUGCCAUGACUGUAAGUUUCCUGAGGCCUCCCCAGCCAUGUGGAGCUGAGUCAGUUAAACCUCUUCUUUAUAAA
Piliocolobus tephrosceles (Ugandan red Colobus) is the source of this 2199-nucleotide messenger RNA. RefSeq names its product transmembrane protein 18 (gene TMEM18). The transcript has 5 exons. The coding region runs from base 174 to 605 and encodes 143 amino acids. Lineage: Eukaryota; Metazoa; Chordata; Mammalia; Primates; Cercopithecidae. Gene Ontology annotation, cellular component: nuclear membrane. The record is from RefSeq and is a predicted model, not a curated record.